Messenger RNA from Trichomonas vaginalis G3, 585 nucleotides. RefSeq names its product ATPase activity, coupled to transmembrane movement of substances. The record is from RefSeq and is a predicted model, not a curated record. Gene Ontology annotation, biological process: lipid transport; transmembrane transport. Bases 1 to 585 code for a protein of 194 amino acids. Gene Ontology annotation, molecular function: lipid carrier activity; ATP hydrolysis activity; ABC-type transporter activity. The transcript has a single exon. Gene Ontology annotation, cellular component: intracellular membrane-bounded organelle; membrane. Lineage: Eukaryota; Parabasalia; Trichomonadida; Trichomonadidae.
AUGGAACCACUCCUUGAUCGUCUUCCUAGUACUUUAUCUGCUGGUCAAAAAAGAAUUGUCUCCACGGCCAUGGCUUUCAUUGGUUCUCCACCUUUAGUUAUUUUGGACGAACCAACAGUUGGUGUUGAUGUAAGAAAGAGGCAGUUGGUAUGGAACAUCGCUUCUUACUUCAAGAAUACAACAACUAUUAUUGCUAGCCACUCAUUGGAAGAAGGAGAAGCUGUUGCCAGCAGAUUAUUCGUCAUGGAAGCAGGAAAACUAAAAUUCCAAGGAACACCAAGCGAGUUAAGAGAAGAAUAUCAUUGUGGAUAUCGUCUUAAAGUCAUUGCAAAUGAAGAUGACGAAGAAGAUAUGGAUGAGAUUGUUAAUCAGUUACUUGAACUAACUAAAACAGUUAUUGAAGAUGCUGCUAUUGAUUUCGAAAGAGGCGAUUCAAUUAUGUUGCCUGUUUGCGACCAAAUUCCUCAACUAAUGAAAACAUUAGACGAAAAAAUUGGUUCGCUAAAGGUAACAGGUUUUACUAUCUCCAUUGAAAACUUGGAGCAUGUUAUGCUUCGUAUGAUUGCAAAUGGAGAUGAAUAUUAA